This is a messenger RNA of Hydatigera taeniaeformis, 1248 nucleotides long. The record is from the annotation of a GenBank genome assembly. NCBI's taxonomy places the organism in Eukaryota, Metazoa, Platyhelminthes, Cestoda, Cyclophyllidea, Taeniidae.
AUGGAGGAAAUCGGUCUUUCUCCGAAUCUUCAUGAACAAGGGGAAGUAGAUGUUCCAGACUUUGCACCAAUCACUCCCAUCGAUCCGCUUCGGCUUAAUGACGAGGAUCUGUACCAAAAGCUUAAAUCCCUCAAGAAGCAGUUGGAGUUCAUCCAAGUCCAAGAAGAUUACAUCAAAGAUGAACAAAAGAAUCUUAAGAAGGAGUAUAUGCACGCUCAAGAAGAAGUUAAACGCAUUAAAAGCGUCCCAUUGGUGAUCGGUCAAUUCUUAGAGGCUGUGGACCAGAGUACGGGCAUUGUUGGCUCCACAACAGGUUCCAACUAUUAUGUCCGCAUUCUCUCUACUAUUGAUCGUGAACUCCUCAAACCAAGUGCUAGUGUUGCUCUUCACAAACACAGCAAUGCUCUGGUGGACGUCCUUCCUCCUGAGGCUGACAGCAGUAUCACAAUGCUCCAGGCAGACGAAAAACCAGAUGUCUCUUAUGCUGAUAUUGGUGGAAUGGAUCUACAGAAACAAGAGGUUCGUGAGGCAGUGGAGUUGCCGUUGACGCAUUUCGACCUCUACAAACAGAUUGGUAUUGACCCACCCCGUGGUGUUCUAAUGUUCGGUCCUCCUGGGUGCGGGAAAACUAUGCUUGCCAAGGCUGUUGCUCAUCAUACCACCGCCGCAUUCAUCCGUGUUGUUGGGUCGGAAUUUGUGCAAAAGUACCUCGGCGAGGGUCCUCGUAUGGUACGCGAUGUUUUUCGGUUGGCAAAGGAGAACGCGCCUGCUAUUAUAUUUAUUGAUGAAAUUGACGCGAUUGCUACGAAACGAUUUGAUGCUCAGACUGGAGCCGAUAGAGAAGUUCAGCGAAUACUUUUGGAGCUUCUUAACCAAAUGGACGGAUUUGAUCAGGCCGUGAAUGUUAAGGUCAUAAUGGCCACGAAUCGAGCCGAUACUCUGGACCCAGCCCUUCUCCGCCCUGGCCGCCUGGACCGAAAGAUUGAAUUCCCUCUCCCGGAUCGUCGUCAGAAACGCCUAAUUUUCUCAACCAUCACCAGUAAAAUGAACCUCAGUGAGGAAGUUGAUCUUGAGGAUUAUGUAGCUCGUCCAGACAAAAUAUCCGGUGCUGACAUCAAUGCAAUUUGCCAAGAGGCUGGUAUGCAAGCCGUGCGUGAGAACCGAUAUGUUGUUCUGGCCAAGGAUUUUGAGAAAGGUUACAAAAAUAAUAUCAAAAAGGGCAACCAAGAACUUGAUUUCUAUAAGUGA